Molecule: messenger RNA, 1411 nt
Organism: Orbicella faveolata
Lineage: Eukaryota; Metazoa; Cnidaria; Anthozoa; Scleractinia; Merulinidae
Product: RWD domain-containing protein 2A-like
Molecular function (GO): protein binding
Source: RefSeq, a predicted model, not a curated record
UCAAAUACCAUUUUCACAAAGAUGGCGACCAACGUGGCAGAUUUGCGUGAAAACCUAGGACUUCAGCUUUCAGAGGUUGAAAUGCUUCGAUCUAUGUAUCCUGAAGAAGACGAGCUUAAAUUAGAUGACGAAGCACUCAUAGACAUUCAAGAGUUUUGUUCUGGGAAGACAGCGGAGAAACCAAAUGGCUUGAACUUUUCACUUUCCAUUUACCCAGACUGUGAAUCAGAAAGCCAUUCUGCGAUAGAUCUGUCAUGUUAUUUUCCUCAGGAUUAUCCUGUUGUUAAACCAGAUUUUUUUGCCAGAUCGCAAAGCCUAAACAGAGACGUUCAAAAAGAGUUGAACGAUGAUUUAAGUUCAUAUAUUUCAACCCUUGAUAGUGGGGAACUUUGCACCCUACCAGCAAUACAGUGGAUUCAAGAAAAUGGCGAUGGAUACAUAGUAAGAAGUCGAACUGAAAGGUCAACAUCUGAGACAGAAAAUAAGUCACAAUAUAGGAAACCAGGAGUUGUUUGCUUGGAGGGGGAUGAAUACAAUGUUGAAGGAUAUUUUAGUCGUUUACGCCGGCUCAACUGGAAGAAAAUUACAUGCCGCCACCGAGAGAAAGGGACAGCAAACAAGAGUGUUAAUGAUCAGAGGAAAUUUACUGGGUUUGUUGAACUUUUCUUUGAAGUUCAUGGCACUAGAGAAAACCACAUGGACAUGGGACAAUUUCUUCAUUAUUUAGAGGAGCAUGACCUUGGUUACAUCUUUCAGGUUCUAUUUGGUAUUGAAGGGAAAUCUAAUUGUGAUGUUUGAUAGCUGUAUUGUGGAAUAAAAGGAAGAACAGGAAACAGACCAGGAAAGCUCCACCAAUUGCUAUAAACACCUAUUAGAAACCUACUUUUACCACAGGCAACCCAACUUUCUACAUGAAUAGCUGUAUAAUUAUUUUUCUUUUAUAUUUCUGUUUCUUUCUUUCUGCUUUUGUUUUUGAAAAAACAGAAAUUGAUUUAGUUUAGUUUUGGUGUGAUCUUAUCACAUUUUUAGAAAGACUGACGACAGCUUUAGGAGCUUUUCAAGGAAAGAUUCUUUUAUUAACAUAAAUGCAAUACAUUACAACAUAGCUAUAGAUUGUCCAGUUAUCCUGUGCUUCCAUUCGGAUCUUUUUGUGGUAUGGCUGUCACAAGCAAUAUUUUUCUUAUGAAGCAUAAAAAUCAUGCACCACCUAUAAAUGAUACUUAUAUUUGAUGAACUUUUAAUUAUGUUUUGCUUUCUUGUAUCAUGAACUGGUAUCCACAGUUCAAUCAUGAAAGUCUAAAUAAAAGCUUGAGGAAUGGAAAGUCUAGAUUUCUUCCAAGGUCAGGCAAAACUGAGAAAAUUAUUUUUCAAGUGGCUUCCAAUUUGUUGGGUGUUUUUAUUUUUGAACUUG